Messenger RNA from Vombatus ursinus (common wombat), 3933 nucleotides. RefSeq names its product delta like canonical Notch ligand 4 (gene DLL4). NCBI's taxonomy places the organism in Eukaryota, Metazoa, Chordata, Mammalia, Diprotodontia, Vombatidae. Gene Ontology annotation, biological process: Notch signaling pathway; establishment or maintenance of epithelial cell apical/basal polarity; heterophilic cell-cell adhesion. Gene Ontology annotation, molecular function: calcium ion binding. The record is from RefSeq and is a predicted model, not a curated record. Gene Ontology annotation, cellular component: protein-containing complex; plasma membrane.
AUAAGGAGGGCUCUGGGGCGCGCAGGUUCCAGUCCCAGCGCUGCGCACAGACUAGGGAGCAGCUGGAGUAGGCGCUGCCUGUCCUCCUCCGACAAGACUCCGAGGAGUUAAUACAGGGCGCCCGCCCUCCCCAGGAUUACACCCCCGCAAGGAGAACGCUUUCUUGUCCGCCCGCACCUGGAUUACCUGACUACCCCCCCUCCCACCCCUGCCAUCGCUGCGGUUUAGGUUGUAAGUGAGGAGCCAGGAGAACCAGCAAGGGCGCACCCCUGAGCAGUCGAGUCUCGCCAGAUAUCAAAUCACCAGUUGCCCGAAGGCAAGCAGGCAGGCAGGCAGGAGAGCGGAGCCCCGCGGGAUGGCGGCCGCCUCCGGGAAGCUCUCCUACUGGGCGUUGCUGCUGCUGGCGGCUUUUUGGCAGCAGCGGGCAGCCGGCUCGGGAGUCUUUCAGCUUCAGCUUCGUGAAUUUGCCAAUGAACGAGGAGUGCUGGCCAGCGGCCGGCCCUGCGAGCCCCACUGUCGGACCUUCUUCCGCAUCUGCCUCAAGCACUUCCAGGCAGUUUUGUCUCCUGGGCCCUGUACCUUUGGCAGGGUAUCCACGCCGGUGCUGGGCACCAACUCCUUCGCCGUCGGAGAGGAGAGCCGCGGGGGUGGCCGAAACCCGCUGCAGCUGCCGUUUAACUUUACCUGGCCGGGCACCUUCUCGCUCAUCAUUGAGGCCUGGCACGCGCCGGGGGACAACCUACCACCAGAGUCCCUUCCUGCAGAUACACUUAUCAGCAAGAUGGCUAUCCAAAGACCAUUGGCUGUGGGUGAGAACUGGUCCUUGGAUGAGCAGAGUGGGCCCCUCACAAGACUCCGAUACUCUUACCGAGUUAUCUGCAGUGACAACUACUAUGGGGAUAGCUGCUCUCGGCUCUGUAGAAGCAGAGAUGACCACUUUGGACACUAUGUGUGCCAAGCUGAUGGCAGCCUCUCCUGUCUGCCGGGAUGGACUGGAGAAUAUUGUGGCCAGCCCAUCUGUCUGUCAGGCUGCACUGAGCAGAAUGGUUAUUGCAACAAACCUGGGGAAUGCCUUUGCCGACCAGGCUGGCAGGGCCGCCUAUGUGAUAAGUGUAUCCCCCAUAAUGGAUGUCGACAUGGUACCUGUAGCAUUCCUUGGCAGUGUACCUGUGAUGAAGGCUGGGGUGGCCUCUUCUGUGAUCAAGACCUGAACUACUGUACUCACCAUGCCCCAUGCCAGAAUGGGGGCACAUGCUCCAAUAGCGGUCAGCGUGGCUACACGUGCACCUGCCGGCCAGGCUUCACAGGUGUAGACUGUGAAAAUGAGAUCAGUGAAUGCGACAGCAACCCAUGUCGCAAUGGAGGAAGUUGCAAGGAUCAGGAAGAUGGCUAUCACUGCCUGUGCCCACCUAGCUACUACGGCCCUCAUUGUGAGCACAGCAUCCUGAGCUGCGCCGACUCACCCUGCUUCAAUGGGGGCUCCUGUCGGGAGCAAGAGCAUGGGGCCAGCUAUGCCUGCGAGUGCCCCCCCAGCUUCACCGGUUCCAACUGCGAGAAGAAGGUGGACAGGUGCACCAGCAACCCUUGUGCCAACGGGGCCCAGUGUCUAGAAUGGGGUCCUACUCGUGCCUGCCGUUGCCGCCCGGGAUUCAGUGGCCCCCACUGUGAGAUCAACAUCAACGACUGUGCACGAAAUCCCUGUGCCCAUGGUGGCACCUGUCAUGACUUGGUGAAUGCCUACGUCUGUGCAUGUCCCCCUGGCUUCUCAGGCCGGAACUGCGAGCUUCGGACAGCGAGCGAUGCCUGUGUCUCGGGGCCGUGCCUAAACGGAGGCACUUGCUACACGGGCCUCUCCUCAGACAGUUUCGUCUGUAAUUGCCCCUAUGACUUCAUGGGCAGUCGCUGCGAAUACUUGUUCCCUACAGCGCAGGUGGCGCAGCCAACUUCAGGUUUCCCCUGGGUGGCCGUUUCACUGGGUGUGGGACUGGCGGCCAUCCUGGUGCUCCUGGGGAUGGUGGCAGUCGCCGUGAGGCAGCUUCGGCUUCGGCGGCCAGAGGCCGGUGGCAGGGAGGCCAUGAACAACUUGUCAGACUUUCAGAAAGACAACCUCAUUCCUGCCACCCAGCUAAAGAACACCAACCAGAAGAAGGAGCUAGAAGUGGACUGUGAUGUGGACAAAUCCAACUGCAGCAAGCAGCAGAAACACACAGACUACAAUCUGGCCCCAGGACCUCUGGGGCGGGGGGUCACGCUGGGGAAGUAUCCCCCUAAUGACAAGAGCUUAGGGGAGAAGGCACCGCUACGGCUACAUAGUGAAAAGCCAGAGUGUCGGAUAUCAGCAAUAUGUUCCCCUCGGGAUUCCAUGUACCAGUCAGUGUGUUUGAUAUCAGAGGAGAGAAAUGAGUGUGUCAUUGCCACAGAGGUAUAAGGCAGGAGCCCGGCCAGGAUGUCCCGGCUUUGGCCCCAGCAGCUGGACCUCCCUACUGCAUUGUUUACAAUUGCGACCUGGAUGGGGACGUUUUUAUUAUGCAACGUGCUGCUCUCAGGAGGAGGAAGAGGAGGGGACUGGGUGAACUGGACAGACUGUGAAUUGACCAAGAGAUGCAAUAUCCUUCUCUACCUUCUGGAUGCCUUUAUUUGGAGUCCUUCAAGUGGGGCUGCCACAGGCUGAAAGGGAGAUGGAGAGGAGAGCAGAAGAGACUUCAAUCACCUCUGCCUGCUCAGCUAAUGGCCGCCUUUGUUGGGUGCUUGGGCCAGGACUCAAUCCUCCUUGGUGGUGACCUUCGGUGCUCCAUGUUUCAAGGGGCCGAAGUCCAAGCAUCUCUGGCCCCAACCAGCAUCAUCGGUGUUUUUUCCUGAAGUGCCUCCAGCUCAGGACCUGAGGACUGGGGCAACAGCUGGACAUAACUUCAAGGGGAGAGAGGGAAAGAGAAGGGGCAAGUUUUCUGGGGGUGGUGAUAGAACCUCAAUACUAGAGGAGUGAGGGGGUGCCCCAUUCGAGCUGGGGUAUAGGCCUGAAGGGAGAGGAGAGCUCUCUGCCCUGUGCCUCCAAACUACUGCAUGUGGGCCUUUUCAUUUCAUUUUUGUUUUUACCCCUUAAUGCCCCCCUCCAACCUCCUGCCUCAGUUUAUUGAGGCUUUAGUUCCUGCCUCCCCAUGCCCAUUAUGGGAUCACUAGUGGUUAGGGAUGAAGAGAAAGAAAGGGCAUACUUUCCACCUCCCCUUCCUAUGCGUCAGUCAAUCAGUUUCCAGCUUGCCUCAUUGGUCCGCAUGGCCAUGGCACCAAGACACCAGCCUGAACAGAUGAGAUGAAGGGGCAGGGCUAGGCUGCUGGGAAAACAGGCUCUCGGUACCCUUGCCUUUGUGGGUUGACAGUGGCUAUAAUCUCAUUCAUCGGCUGAGCAAUGUGCGUUAGGCCAAGUUCAGUUACCCAGAAUUGAGGUAGUCUAGGGGUGCUUGGCCUGAGUGGGGUGGGGAGGGAGUUUUGGCCAAUAAUAUUGCAAAACCUGAGGAAGUUGGGGACAGUGAUGUUGCCUGAAUCCUCUUCCUUCCCUCUCCCUCAUUUCUACUCCCCCCCCCCAAAAAAAAUCAACCCACAACCAUCUACACUGACAAGGGCCUGAUACUGCUCUCACUGUUCACUACUGCCCCUUGGAUCACUUUUGAAGCUGACUUUCAAAAAUCAAUAAUAUGGGGUUGGUUUUUUUUGUAGUUUUUAUUUUUGGUUCUAGUAUUUCAAUAAUUUAAGAAUCAGAAGCACUGACCUUUCUACAUUUUAUAACAUUAUUUUGUAUAUAAUGUGUAUUUAUAAUCCUGAACAGAAAUGUACAGAGGUUUAUUACUUCUUGGGUCCUAUCUUUGUGAUGAGUUGGAAUGUUUCCCAACCCCUACCACCCUUUUCCCCCUUUAAACAAUGCCAAGCCCUGCCUGCCAA